This is a messenger RNA of Linum trigynum, 471 nucleotides long. The record is from the annotation of a GenBank genome assembly. NCBI's taxonomy places the organism in Eukaryota, Viridiplantae, Streptophyta, Magnoliopsida, Malpighiales, Linaceae.
AUGGAUAUGUUGUGGAUUGCUAUGCCUUAUAAUACACCAGAAUGUGUGGCUGGAUUAGAGCAGUUUUUAGAUUUUGCUUAUGCGCACAAUCAUGGUGUCGAGGUCAUAUUGUGUCCUUGCCCUAAGGGUGGCUUCAGAAAAUGGUUAAAAGGGAAUGAGGUGUACGACCACUUGAUGAGAAAGCCUUUUCCAAUAUGUUACACUAUUUGGUUUCGCCACGGAAAGUCUCAUGGGGAGACCUCUAUUGCGCCAACUAUUGUAGGAGAUCCUACAAUAGUUGAAGAUAGUAGCCUCAACCAGCUGAAUGCAUUGCAUGAUUUAAUUAAUGAUGCAUUCGGAGGUUUUGGAAAGCGUGUUUUACCUGGGGGUAACGAUGUAGAAGAUCCCAUGGAUGAAGAUCAAACAACAAUACCUGUUACGAACGAAGAGCCACAGGUUCGCCCUAGAGUUUUGUCGACUUUUAAAGGAUGA